AUUAUAAAUAUAUAUUAUAAAAAUUAUGAAUAAAAAGAAUAAUUUAGUUAUAAAAAGUGAAAAUAAAUACCCGUGCGGUUGCAUGCUUCCAAAAAAUAAAAAUACAUUUGUUAUUAAUUUGAUUAUAAAACUUAUAAUAUCUCUUUUAUAAGAUUUUAUGCUGCUACUCGGACUCGAACCGAGAUGCUCUAUCAUUGCUUCUUAAGAGCAGCGUGUCUACCAAUUUUAUCAUAGCGGUAACUUGUUCAAAAUAAUACUAACAAGUUUUUACUCAAUCGUCUGGUCAGAUUCUAAAAAUAUGGAUGAUAUCACAAUAUAAACUAUAGAAUCUAUAUGAGUCUGUUUGUUGAUGAAAAAAAAAUCACAAUAUAAACUAUAAAAUUAGUAUUUUUAAAAAUGUUAUAUUAAACAAUUAUUUGAACGGAUAAAUUUAAAAAUAUAUAUUAUCACUUAUACAAAUAAAUAUUUAUUUAUAAAAAAAAAAGUAAAAACAAACAUCCGCGCAGAUAGCGAAGCUUAAGACUUAAGAGGCUUACCAGAAAAAUAAACUAUUCCAUACGUAUACACAUCUUUACAAAUGUUUUAUAAAUUCUUUAGGAUGAUUAGUACAGUCUUUUUUUUUGUCAAAAAUGUAAGACAUUUAUGAAAGUGUUAAUCAUUUAAAAGUAAAUUUGGAAAUGGUAUCAAGUUUAUAUGGUAAAAUUAGUAUUCCUUGAUUUUAACAUAUAAAGCUCAUAUAUGAACCAUUGAAUGAGUAAUAUUAGCUCAUAUAUUAUCCUCUAUUGCUCGAACUGUGACGUCUCUCUUCUUCUUGUCUUUCUCCUCGUUCUUGCUUCCCGGCGAUGACGAAAGACGGACGAUACAGAGACUGGGCGGGGCUUCCGCCGGAAUUAACAUGGUCGAUACUGAGCCGUCUUGGCACGGUGGAUAUACUGGAAAAGGCUCAGAAAGUGUGCAAAUCGUGGCAUAGCGUCUGUGAAGAACCUUCGAUGUGGCGGAAGAUUAAUAUGCACAACGACUUGGGAUUCAUGGACUCUUUGACCAGGUCUCGUCACGUGGCCAUGUGUCGCAACGCUGUCGACCGUAGCCAGGGCGGUUUGGUUGAGAUUGACAUUUGGUAUUUCUGUACUGAUUCUCUCCUGAAUCACAUUGCCGAUAGGUACAUAGUUUCGAUUGAUUCUACGAUGGCUAUAUAUGCAAGUCUUGUCCAAAUCUUAAUUAAGACAUUGAAGCUAAACUACCCUGUGCUUAGUUAUAGUGAUGAUGAGUUUGCCAUAGCGAUUGCUGAAAGCAUGCCGAAACUACGCAAUCUCCAACUUUCUGGGAACCCAUAUAUGAGCAACACGGGCUUGCAAGCUAUUCUCGACGGCUGUCUUCACCUGGAACAUCUCGAUUUACGCGAGUGUUGGAGACUUGACCUUGUUGGGGACCUAGAGAAGCUUUGCGCGGAGAGAAUCAGAGUUUUGAGACGCCCAGGUGACCCAACCUCUGGUCCUCAUGAUAUGUUUUGGUUAUAGAUGUGAUAUUAGUACUUUUCAAUGUUCUUAAGAUCUUGAACAACCAGAUAGAUACUUGCAAAAUUUCGUUUCUGGAAAGUUAUGAUGAUUGUUGUUGUAUCAACUUACUGUUGAAAGUUGGCGACUUUGAACUAUUAUCACAUAUCUUAAAAACGUUUUCCAUUAUUUAUUUUUCUCAAACAAAAAACUUCCAUAUUUUUUUUGUGUGGGAAAACAUUAAAAGGAUAUUUCUUAUUGAGCAAAACUAAAAAGGAAGCGUUUGCUUUUAUUUAGAAGUGAAAGAUAAACCCGAACCUUAACAAAAAAAAAGAACUAUAAACCCUAAUCUUUCUUGACUAUUCUAUCUGCUCUAUAAAAGUGUAAAAGUAGAAGUCCCCGAUUCAAAAACAUAUCGCACUAUAUUGAAUUUGCUUCCGAUAGAAAAAAAACUAUUAUGGUGGAAAGUAUGAAAGAGAUUUUUGAAGUUCAAAGCUGCAUCAGAAGAUUUCCAUGGCUAAUUCAGAUGGUGAAGUCGAGACUAUUCCAUGAAUUAUGCGAUCAACACAUCAAAGAACAACGACGUUACUUCUGUUGCGAUUGUAUGAUUCCUCCUUUUUGCAAUGUCUGCUUUAAAAAGAACGAUCACAAAGACCAUCUUAUCAUCCAAGUAAACAAUAUUCCUCCUUAAUAUUUUUAUUUUAAAAACUUAUUUUUUUGUUAAGUAAAUCUGUUAACUGGUCUCUUUUGACACGAAAACA
Messenger RNA from Brassica napus (rape), 2254 nucleotides. Its product is annotated as putative F-box/LRR-repeat protein 23. The transcript has 2 exons. The record is from RefSeq and is a predicted model, not a curated record. Gene Ontology annotation, molecular function: protein binding. Bases 843 to 1517 code for a protein of 224 amino acids. NCBI's taxonomy places the organism in Eukaryota, Viridiplantae, Streptophyta, Magnoliopsida, Brassicales, Brassicaceae.